Molecule: messenger RNA, 2775 nt
Organism: Phoenix dactylifera (date palm)
Lineage: Eukaryota; Viridiplantae; Streptophyta; Magnoliopsida; Arecales; Arecaceae
Source: RefSeq, a predicted model, not a curated record
UUACCUCGAAUGCGGAAUUACUGACAGAUCUACAUAAAAUCAUUUCCAACGUACAAAAACUUUCCGCUCUCAUCCUUUGCGGAACAUGUGGAACUGCGUGUACCACGGGUUGGAUGCCGGAAAGCGUAUCCCAUGCAACUGGAAAUAUAGCCAGCUUCCAUCGGUUCAGCACCAAAUUGGAACAACUCCAAACGUCAAGCACCAGAGACAUAACGCCAUUUUAGACGUGGCCCCACCUGCAUGGCUGCAUGCAAGUGAAAUCCAAGCAUCCAACAGGAAAAAUGUUCGAGUACUCAAACCUGUCCCCCUCCCCUCCCCCAAAUCAAGAAGUCAGCUGAUGCUGCGUAUUGAAUUGGCAUCCUAAAGUGCGCCAUGAAAUGAAGCAAGGUGAUUCGUCCAUGGCAGCUCAGUGCCAUUCCUGAGGUACGGUAGCAUUGCUCGCAGAGUCGCAGAGCAUGUUUCACAUUCCAUGAACUACUUCCGUGAGGAAAGUGGUGCCUGUACGUAACGAUGGAGGUGAGAUUAUACCACCCCUACAUAUAUUCCUUUCUCCUGCCAACUUUAACUGCUUACGGGCGACUGAGGGAGGGAAGGGGAGGCAGAGGCGCCAAUGGAGAUAUCCUAUGCUACGUCGAGCAAUCUCGACAUUGCCGACAGCGACAUUGUGAGAGGAUUAGCGAGGCAGGUGAGAGCAACUCCACUGGAGCGCCCGACGCCCUCAUCCCCCUCGCUUCCUUCGCCCCCACCCCUUGCGCAAUGGCGUCUGAAGCUCCAGAGCAUGACGUUCGUCGAAUGGAUGGAGCUCCUGUUCCCAUGCACCCGGUGGUUGCGAGCAUAUCAGUGGAGCGAGUACCUCCAGGUGGACCUCAUGGCUGGCAUCACUGUCGGCGUCAUGCUCGUUCCUCAGGCAAUGUCUUAUGCGAAGCUAGCAGGGCUUCACCCGAUUUAUGGACUCUAUUCUGGUUUUGUUCCAAUAUUUGUCUAUGCUGUGUUUGGAUCGUCUCGUCAACUUGCUAUCGGUCCGGUGACACUUGUAUCUCUCUUGGUUUCCAAUGUCUUGAGCAACAUUGUUGAUCCUUCAGAUGAGUUAUACAUGGAGCUUGCUGUCCUGUUGGCGUUUAUGGUUGGUGCACUGGAAUGUACGAUGGGGCUGCUGAGGCUUGGUUGGCUUCUUCGAUUCAUCAGCCAUUCUGUCAUAUCUGGCUUUGUUACUUCUUCAGCUAUUGUAAUUGCUCUGUCUCAAGCCAAAUACUUCUUGGGAUACAAUAUAGAAAGGAGCAGCCAAAUUUUACCACUUACCAAAAGUAUUAUUGCUGGAGCUGGAGAUUUCUCAUGGCCUCCCUUUGUGAUGGGAUCUACUAUUCUUGCAAUUAUUCUUCUCAUGAAGCACCUGGGAAAAUCGAAGAAGAGUCUGAGAUUCCUGAGAGCAUCUGGACCACUUACUGCAGUCAUACUGGGUACAACUUUUGUGAAAAUAUUUCAUCCAUCUGCAAUAUCAGUGGUAGGUGAAAUUCCACAAGGCCUUCCAAAAUUCCACAUACCUAGAGAAUUUCAAUAUGCAGAAUCUCUGAUUUCAACAGCAGUUGUCAUUACUGGAGUGGCCAUUUUGGAAUCUGUGGGGAUUGCCAAAGCAUUGGCAGCAAAAAAUGGGUAUGAAUUGGACUCAAAUCAGGAGUUAUUUGGUCUAGGAAUGGCAAAUAUCUGUGGUUCAUUCUUCUCUGCAUAUCCUGCUACAGGCUCUUUUUCUAGGUCAGCUGUUAAUCAUGAGAGCGGGGCAAAAACAGGAUUGUCUGGAAUUACAACAGGAUUUACAAUGGGAUGUGCUCUUUUUUUUAUGACUCCAUUAUUUAGAGAUAUACCUCAGUGUGCACUCGCUGCCAUUGUAAUCUCUGUUGGAAUAAGUCUGGUGGAUUAUGAGGAAGCCUUAUUCUUGUGGCGUGUCGACAAGAAAGAUUUUCUUCUUUGGACCAUCACCUGUGUCACGACUUUAUUUCUCGGGAUAGAGAUUGGUGUGCUUGUUGGGGUCAGUGCUUCCCUUGCAUUUGUUAUUCAUGAAUCAGCAAAUCCUUACAUUGCUGUCUUGGGACGUCUUCCUGGUACUACCGUUUACAGAAACAUUGAACAGUAUCCUGAAGCAUAUGUGUAUAAUGGGAUUGUAGUUGUACGAAUUGAUGCACCCAUUUACUUUGCAAAUAUAAGUUACAUCAAGGACAGGCUACGAGAAUAUGAACUCAGUUGUUCAGGUAGCACAAAGCAUGGAGCGGAAUCUGAAAGAAUAUAUUUUGUGAUCAUUGAAAUGGCACCUGUUCCGUACGUAGACUCCAGCGCGGUCCAAGCUCUCAAGGACUUGCAUCAAGAAUAUAAAUCACGCGAAAUCCAGAUUGCAAUUUCCAACCCAAAUCGAAAAGUUCUGGUAACGCUCUCGCGGGCUGGUCUUAUCGAACUAAUCGGCAAGCGAUGGUAUUUCGUAAGCGUGCAUGAUGCCGUGAAAGCUUGCCUCGAACACAUGCAGAACUUCCACGGGAGAAUGGGGGACCAGACGCCGGCUGGUAGGCAACCAGGUUUCCUGCAAUGGCAAAGGAAACGAGAUGGUGAAGGAGAGGAACUCAGCCCUGACGAGGAACCUCUCCUGUCGCAAAAGGAGGUUUAAGUGCUGUUUCUUCCCAUUCGUUCUGCUGCCGCCUGCUGGUUCAUCCAUUAAAUGUAGAUGGGAAUCAGCGGCAAGGAUUCUUGUUUUAUAUGAUAAAAUAAGUGCAGUUUUGGCUCCUCAAAUAA